Nerophis ophidion (straightnose pipefish) is the source of this 1794-nucleotide messenger RNA. RefSeq names its product gastrula zinc finger protein XlCGF52.1-like. The transcript has 2 exons. Gene Ontology annotation, biological process: regulation of transcription by RNA polymerase II. Gene Ontology annotation, molecular function: RNA polymerase II cis-regulatory region sequence-specific DNA binding; DNA-binding transcription factor activity, RNA polymerase II-specific. The record is from RefSeq and is a predicted model, not a curated record. Gene Ontology annotation, cellular component: nucleus. Lineage: Eukaryota; Metazoa; Chordata; Actinopteri; Syngnathiformes; Syngnathidae. The coding region runs from base 114 to 1373 and encodes 419 amino acids.
CGCCAUUGAGCAAAAAAGAAAGAGGAAGAAGAAGAAAAAAAAAGGAGCAGAAAGCGACACAUUCCAGACAAAGCUCAACGUUCGAGUUGUUUUUGAAAAAAAAAUCAUCAAAAAUGUUGAAAGAGUUGGUGAAGGAGCGACUCAUGGCGGCGGCCGAUGAAAUAUUCGCGCUGUUUGAAAGGACGAUCGCGUCGUACGAGGAGGAACUUUCUAGAAGGAUCCAGGAAAAGGAGCGGCAUCGACAACUGGAAGCUUCUAGCAAGACUGCCAUGGUUGUGCAGGGUGGAGAAGUCCGCAACCGGCUGGGUCUUCAAGAAGAUCGUCGCACUCGGCCGGAGUAUUCACAGCCCCCUCGCGUCAAAGAGGAAGAGGAGGAGCUUUGGGUCACCGGGGACCCCCCUCCCAUUAAAGAGGAAGAAGAGGAACUUUGGGUCACUAAGGAGAGAGAACGUCUUCUCGGGUUGGAGGAGGCCGAUUUCACCAAGCUGCCGCUGACUGUUGUCUGUGUGAAGACGGAAAACAGUCCUCCGGAGUUCUCGCAGCUUCAUCCCAGAUGGGCGGAGCCUCCCAGCGGCAGCUCACAUCAACACAGGACUACAGAAGCAGAUGGAGGCCACUGUGGUAGAGCACAAGCAGACAACCUCUUCGCCCCGCUGUCCGAUAGUGACGACACAUCACUCUCUCCUCUGGGCGAAGACCGGAACAACGCCCAGGAACGUUUGAGCGGCGAUACGGACUGCGACGCUGACAACAAACACGACGAGUGCUCCAAAAAGAAGCCAGGGACUUACGUGACCUGCUUAGUUUGCGCUAAGAAAUUUGCCAAAUCGGGCGGCUUGACUCGGCACAUGCUGACGCACACGGGAGAGAAACCUUUCAUUUGCUCGGUUUGCGGGCAAAAAUUUGCCCACAGGUUUACCUUGGCCCGACACAUGAGGACGCACACGGGGGAAAAACCCUUUAGUUGUUCAGUUUGCGACAAACGGUUCUCGGAGAAGUCGAACAUGGUCGCGCACAUGAGAACGCACACGCACGAGAAACCGUUUGGAUGCUCCGCUUGCGGCAAGAGCUUCUCCCACAAGAGGGACUACUCCCGCCACCUGCGGACGCACUCGGGGGAAAAACUCUACAGCUGUUCCACCUGCGGCGAGCGAUUCUCCCGGAAGUCGUACAUGUUGUCGCACGCCAGGACGCACACGGGAGAAAAACCAUGUGUUUGUUCAGUUUGCGGGAAAAGAUUCUCCCAGACGGGAACCAUGGUGAGGCACAUGAGGACGCACUCGGGAGAACAGCCCUUCAGUUGCUUAAUUUGCGGUAAAAGAUUCUCUGCCAAGGCAAACAUGGAGACACACAUGAAAACACACAUGGAAUGACUCCCUCACCGCUGACAUGAACAUGUAGGAAACAAACCUUCACACUGCACUGUAAGCUGUCCAAUUAUUAUUAUUUUUUGUCAGAUCCGGUCUUUUUCUAUUAGUCAGUCACAUUACAAAAAAAAAUGAUUUCAUCUAAUGCGAACACAAUCCGUCACACGUGCUUCAAGGCUAGUAGGGUUUUGUGCAAUCAAAAUCAACAUUUUUUAAAACUCUAUUAACACGCUUAGACCAGGGGUGUCAAAUGUACGAACAGGUUUUAUCUGGCCCGCUGGGAAGAGUUUGCUAAGUAUAAAAAUGAGCCAAAAUGUUUGAAUGAAAGAAACUGCGGUGUUAAAUAGGAACAUUAUCAGCAGACCUAUGUAAGCGUCAAUAUAUACCUUGAUGGUGCAGAAAAAAGACCAUCUAUUUUUUUAACCGA